AUGGUUAAAAGAUCAAGUUAAAACAUUUAUUCUGUCGUUUAAGUAUCUAACUACUUUUUCUUAAAAUAGUUUUAAUUGAUAUCCAAAUAUAUGUAAUUUAGAUAAAAUUAUUUCUUUUCGGUUUUCCUUUUUACUAGUUAUUACAAGUUCUUUCGAAAAUGAUCCUUUUUAUUUUUUCAUAUAACAAAAAAAAUCCCUUAAAUAUACACUUAACAAUUUUGAUGUUUUAAAUUUAUCAAAUAUUAACACUUUUAGCCGGAAUAAUUAAAUUUAGCCAAAGGGCUAUUUUGAACACCCCCUUCAAAUAUAAGGACCAUUUUUGCCAUUUUCUCUUCCUUUUUCUCUUAAACCUUAACAUAACACUAGUUUUUCUCUCUUAAAUCUUUAUAAUUCUAAUAUUCAGCGAAAAAUUGCAGAUUUGUGCUUUAAUUUCCUAUUUCUACUUAUAUUGGUAGUUUUGUAUCAUAGCUAUGGGAAGUAGAUUAGGAAGAAGAGUUGUAAACUUUGCGAAUCUUCCGAUUAAACUCCUCAUGCCUUCCUCUUUCUCCAACAUCACCGAGAUCGCCCUCAAAACCAUCCCCGCUGCUUCCAAGAUUGAGAUAAAGAGGGUUUUGGAGUCUCUCUAUGGCUUUGAAGUUGAAAAGGUCCAAACUCUUAACAUGGAUGGAAAGAAGAAGAAGAGAGGUGGGCUGUUAAUUGCUAAACCAGACUACAAAAAAGCUUAUGUUACUCUUAAGAAUCCAUUGUCUAUAUCGCCCGACCUUUUCCCUAUACGAGUGAUCCAAGAGGAAAAGAAGAAUAUGAGUAACAAAUCUAAGUCGUCUAGCAUUGUUGAGGAUGAUGAACCUAAGAAGAUGCAUUGGCUUGAGGAGAAGAAAGAUGGAAGGAAUAGGCCAGAUAUGAGAUUCGGUCGUGGCCGUUACCAUGGUGAAGAACGUUCUGAUGUUGGCCGCGACCGUGGUAGAGAUGUUGGCUCUGCAGCGGCAAAGUUCCCUUGGAGCAGUAUGAGGUCUUACACUUCUAGAUAAAGCAUGUGCAAUGAGAGGAACAAUUGUUGCAAGGCUAACUUGUCGUCGCAGCCAUAGUUUGAAAUGUGAAAACAAACAUGCAUGCCUAGUGAUACAAGCGUCUAUUGGUAGCGGCUGAUCCCAUGAAGUCACCAAGGGCAGUCAGUCACUGCGUUCACUUAAGUUCUCGUAAGCAAUGAUAAAGGAAGAGGGAGCAUUUGCAUCAACCUAAGCGUUGGCCGGAGGCAUCCUUCUUCCCAUGAACCACAUUAGGUGUGAUGUAUUUGGGAAAACUCAGAUGAAUAUUUUUCAGAAUAAUGGUAUUCUUUUGUUCAAUAAAAUCCUAUGAAGUUGAGACUCU
Molecule: messenger RNA, 1368 nt
Organism: Capsicum annuum
Lineage: Eukaryota; Viridiplantae; Streptophyta; Magnoliopsida; Solanales; Solanaceae
Exons: 4
Coding region: 471-1028 (185 amino acids)
Biological process (GO): mitochondrial translation
Cellular component (GO): ribosome; mitochondrial large ribosomal subunit
Molecular function (GO): structural constituent of ribosome
Source: RefSeq, a predicted model, not a curated record